Cygnus olor (mute swan) is the source of this 4122-nucleotide messenger RNA. It is a transcript of the gene MARVELD2, whose product is annotated as MARVEL domain containing 2. Gene Ontology annotation, cellular component: cytoplasmic vesicle; apical plasma membrane; bicellular tight junction. The record is from RefSeq and is a predicted model, not a curated record. Gene Ontology annotation, biological process: bicellular tight junction assembly. NCBI's taxonomy places the organism in Eukaryota, Metazoa, Chordata, Aves, Anseriformes, Anatidae. The coding region runs from base 210 to 1733 and encodes 507 amino acids. The transcript is spliced from 6 exons.
UCGGGGUGCCCGGACGGGGCCGGUCUGUCUCCCGCUGCACCUCGGGGCUCGCCGGGUUUCCGCCGCUCGGGUGCCGCCCGCCCGGAAGGCGCCGCAGGUGAGGCCGCCGGGGCGGGCCGGGCCGGGCAGGGUGCGGAGCCCCGGGGCCGGUGCCGCAGCGGGCAGGUGCCGGGGCUCUUCCCCCGCCGCCGCCGCGCCGAGCGCCGGCCAUGUCGCGGAGCGCCUCGUCCCCGCCGCCCGCCGGCUCCUCGCCGCCGCCGCUGCCCCUGCAGCCGCCCUGCGGCCCUGUCGGCGGGGCGGACGAGCUCAAGCCGGUGCGGCGGUUCGUCCCCGACUCCUGGAAGAACUUCUUCAGGGGCAGGCGCGGCCGGGAGGCCGGCUGGGGCAGCACGGCGUCCGACAUCAGGUACGUGUCGGACGGGGUCGAGUGCUCGCCGCCCGCAUCGCCCGGCCCGAGGCGGGCAGAGCCCAGGUCGGUGCCCGGCUCCUACAGGGACCCCUAUGGAGGAUCGGGCGUCAGCUGCCCCUCGAGGAAGGAGGCCGAAGCCAUGCUGCGCGGGGACUCGCUGGGGUCGCUGGAGCACUGCGCUCCCACUGGCAUGACCUACAGCGAGCGGGUGGAGGCCUACCACCAGCGGUACGCCUACAUGAAGUCCUGGGCUGGCCUGCUCAGGAUCCUCUGCGUGGUGGAGCUGCUGCUGGGCGCCGCCGUCUUCGCCUGUGUGACGGCCUAUGUACACAAGGACAAUGAGUGGUACAACAUGUUUGGGUACUCGCAGCCCUACAGCUAUGGGGCCGGCGGCACCUACGGAGGCUACUACUACAGUGGACCCAAAACUCCCUUUGUCCUGGUAGUAGCUGGUGUGGCGUGGAUAGUCACCAUCGUGCUGCUGGUGCUUGGCAUGUCGAUGUACUACCGGACCAUCCUCCUCGAUUCCAGCUGGUGGCCACUAACUGAGUUUGGCAUUAACGUGGCCAUGUUCUUUCUGUACAUGUCGGCGGGCAUAGUAUAUGUCAAUGACAUCAACCGAGGUGGUCUCUGCUAUUACCAGUUGUUUAAGACUCCGAUAAAUGCCUCUUUUUGCCGCGUAGAAGGGGGUCAGACAGCAGCAAUCAUCUUCUUGUUCGUCACAGUGGUUGUCUAUCUGAUUAGUGCAUUGGUUUGUCUGAAGCUGUGGAGGCACGAAGGAGCCAGGAGGCACCGGGAGUUAAUGGAACGAGAGAUGAAAACACAGUCGUCUUUACCAGAAAAGAAGUAUGACAGUGAUGAUGGACCAAGAGAAGAGGCCAAUUACAGGCAGCUUAAAUCAGUGGAAAGGAAACAGGAACUACUUAAUGGUCAUAUACCUGCAGGCCACAUUCCUAAACCUAUAGUGAUGCCAGACUACUUAGCGAAAUACCCAGCAAUUCAAACAAAUGAAAUGCGAGACCGGUACAAAGCAGUAUUCAAUGAUCAGUUUGCUGAGUAUAAAGAACUGUCUGCGGAAGUUAAUGCUGUAUUAAAAAAAUUUGAUGAGCUGGAUGCAUUGAUGAGACAGCUUCCUCAUCAUCCUGGAAGUAUAUAUGAACAGGAAAGGAUAUCAAAAGUUCUGCAAGAAUACAAGAAAAAGAAAAACGAUCCUGCAUUUCUGGAGAAAAAGGAGCGUUGUGAAUACCUAAAGAAUAAGCUUUCUCACAUAAAACAACGAAUUCAGGACUAUGAUAAAGUUAUGAAUUGGAAUGUACAAAUUUAGCAGUGCCUUGACGUCGGGGAUACUACUUUCUAGUUUUUAAAUCAAUAUGCAUAUUUUAAAAUAUUUAUUUACUUUCAGAACUGUACACUUUCUAUGGGGAUAACUGCCUAAUCAUUUUGUCACUUAUUUAGAUAUUGUACGUUAUGGUCAGGUUUUGUAUGCAGAUCAGUUAUAAGUCCUUGUUUAGAAUACCAGUGUUAACAUUCUGCUCUCAUCAGCCAGUACACAGACUGGCCUCUUAAGAAUGCAUACUUUAUUUGAAAAUACUGUAUCUGCAGAGUCCACUAGAAAAAGCAGUUCUAAAUACUGUGUCAAAAGUGUGCAUAUAAAUGCUGUAACAAUUUCAGAUUUUAUGUAUAGAUGACAUCUUAAUGGUAUCAGAAAGAGUUGAGCUGUUCCUUGUGGCUGGGGUUUGGUAGGGUAAUUCAUGACAUAGAAGUACUCUAUAGAAUUAUUUUCUACUUGGAAAGUAGGAAAUUGGUUUUAUAAGACUACUGUAUUUUCAAAUUCUCUGCUGUAUGUCAGAAGUUAUCUGGAAUUUUACCUAAUAAGGGAUGCAGAAUAAGUUCCCGUUUAAGCAAUCAUUGUAUGGUGGGUUUUGUUUUUUUUAUGCUCCUCUGUAGAGAUGGCACAACAAAUACGUGACCUCAAGGGAAGAGAGGUACAGGGUUGGAAUCAUGUUUAGUGGUCCACUAGCAUUGCUAGUGUUCUCUACAUACAUUUUAGUGUUCAUCUUAGUAGGUUUCUGUGGGCUUAAAGAAAAGGAAAACAUGCCUUUUCUUUGUCAGCAAGAUACAGGACUUUUUGUUUUGGAAAAGUGUUAAGAUUCCCUUGGUGCAGGUGUUUGAGAACUCAUUAUUCAGAAAAUGAAAUUGUUUCCCAUUUGAAGUAUAAAUUACUAGCAUCUUUUAUAAGGGCAGGUAGGAUGUUUUGUGUAUUUUCUAAAGCAUAAAUUUUCAUAUUGUGUCUUGGAGAUACAGGUUUGUAUAUGCAAAUCUUCUCACAAGUCAGUGAAUUCUCUUCUUUGUAUGCUUUUUCACAUCUUUGUUUACUCUUUUACUUAGUAAAAUUGUUAAAAGCAUUGAUAGUUUCUUUGUACAGUUUUCUGUAACUCCAAGUUGACCUUUCUGAAAUACAUUUUAAUUAAAAAAAGGCAGUGUAACUAUGUUAUUCUAUUGUUCCUAAAGGCAUUUGGUUGGAAAAGAGGUGCUCUGCUUAAGGUUAUUUUAAUACUUGUUUUACUGAUUGUGUUUUCUUCAAAAGGAAAGGUUUCAACUCUGGCAUUAAUGUAACGGGAGGGUGUAGGAAAGCUGUUUCCAGUUUAGAACAGUGAUGGUAGUGUCAGUGUUGCCACCAUUUUCAGUGUUGGAAGUGCAUUGCUAUACCUCGCUCUGAGAGUUAAAUUCCCUUUUGAGUUUUGAGCCCUUAUCAUUCAUGAUGCAAUCAUGAUGGCUGCAAACUCACAUUCGUAUUUAUGAAGUUGACAUUCCAGUUUUAUCAGCCACUUAAAUUCCAUGAGUUUUAGUGGAUGAAGUAAACAAUACAAGACACUCUGGGAACAGAGUUAGAAAACUUGGCACCUCUUCAUUUGAAAAAACUUCAGUCUGAUCCACCUGAACAGUCUUUCAGUAUUUCUGUCAGUCUGAGGUCAGACAAUAGUAAGUGUUAUCCUUUGUUCUCCUAUUUGUCUCAAUUGUCUCUUCUUCAGGCACCUCUCCUUUUCAAAGAGGAGGAAACCCUUCUACCUUAUAAAGGAGCUAGACCAAGUGUUUUAUACCUAUUGUGCUUUACAUAUUUUAAAAAAUUAACUUUUGUUUGUAAGCUCGUUGUCCAAGACUGCAAUCUAAAUCCCCUUUCACAGUACACUCAGGUUUCUUGUUCUCAGUAGAAAUUCUGGGCUUUGUGUCAGUACCAGUAGACAACUAAUCGAAGUUUAAGGAUCAACUGAUGUUUAUAAAAUGCUAAAAAAGAAGCUUACUAUGUUUUCUGUAGAAUCAUAGAAUGGUUUGGGUUGGAGGAGACCUUUAAAGAUCAUCUAAUCCACCACCACAGGUUGUGAAAAGCCCCAUCCAACCUGGUGGAAGGGGCAUCAACAACUUCCCAGGGCAACCUGCUCCUGUAUCUAACCUCCCUCAUAGUAAAGAAUGUCUUCCAUAUGUCUAAUCUAAAUCUAACCUUUUUUUCAGUUUAAAACCAUUACCUUUUGUCCUGUCGCUACAGUUAAAAUGUCUAGCUCCAUCUUUCUGAUAAACUCCUUGUGUAUAUUGAAACAUUGCAAUUGUAGAAUUGUAGAAUGGCUCAGGUUGGAAGGGACCUUAAAGACCAUCCCCAAUUCCCCUGCCAUAAGCAGGGACACCUCCCACCAGACCAAGUUGCCCAAAGCCCCAUC